Messenger RNA from Zasmidium cellare ATCC 36951, 1326 nucleotides. RefSeq lists its product as uncharacterized. Lineage: Eukaryota; Fungi; Ascomycota; Dothideomycetes; Mycosphaerellales; Mycosphaerellaceae. The transcript is spliced from 5 exons. Gene Ontology annotation, molecular function: arginyl-tRNA--protein transferase activity. The record is from RefSeq and is a predicted model, not a curated record. Gene Ontology annotation, cellular component: cytoplasm. Bases 1 to 1326 code for a protein of 441 amino acids. Gene Ontology annotation, biological process: protein arginylation.
AUGCAGAGCUCCUCCCCAGACGACCCAGCGCUAUCGCUGUUGACCCCCAUAGGUGCUUCCUACUACAUGCGUGCAAAGGCGUUGAGCCCUGAGCAUUACCAGGAGCUUAUGGACCGGGGUUGGAGGCGAUCAGGAACAUUGCUCUACCUGCCUGACGUAUCCCGGUCUUGCUGUCCACACUACACCAUCAGGUUGCCGGCUGCAGAGUUCAAGCCUAGUCGUGAUCAACGGCAGGCGUUGAAUAGGUGGAAUCGAUAUGUCCUUGGUGAGAAGUAUGUCAAGGAAGUAGAGAAGAAGUUUCCCAAGACGAAAGAGGAGAAGAAGCGUCUGAACAAUUCGUUCGAUCUGCUGUCCACUAUCAAUGAGAGCGAAGAGACCAACCUGAAGCCAGGAAUCACCCCUGAGCACACUCUGUCCGUGACUAUCGAACCGGAUCGAUUCACCGAAGAGAAGUUUGCACUAUUCGACAACUAUCAACGUCAUGUCCACCAUGAAGGUGACGGCGACGUCAGUCGCCCUGGAUUCAAACGCUUCCUCUGCGGGUCACCCCUAUCAAGACGAACGGACUCCAAUGGCAAACGACUUGGAAGCUACCACCAAUGCUACCGAGUCAACGGUCGCCUCAUCGCAAUGGCCGUAUUGGAUCUCCUGCCCCACGCUGUCAGCGGCGUAUACUUCAUCUAUCACAGCGAUUUCGAGAAGUGCUCGUUCGGCAAGCUUUCCGCUCUGCGUGAAGCUGCACUCGCCCACGAACAAGGGUACCAAUACUACUACAUGGGCUACUACAUCCACAGCUGCAAGAAGAUGCGGUACAAGGGCGACUACAAGCAGCAGUAUGUACUCGACUAUGACAGCCUUUCAUGGGAUCCUUUGGACGACGAAAUGAGGACCUUGAUGGAUACUCGAAAGUACGCUAGCAUGUCCAAGGAGCGGAAACGACAGUCGCUUCAGAAGGCUGUCGAAGCUGCUGAGAGCGAACAUGACUCCGAGCAUGCUGGCGUUCAAAAGGCCAAGUCAGUCUUGAAGGCUUUCGAUGAAGCACAGAAACCUCUCUACCCGUCCUCCCUCGACGCCAUGAAAUCCGGCCUAUCACUCCUCCAGCUAGGCAUGCCAGGGACGCUAUCCCUUGACGAGAUCCACGAGCACGUCGAUCUAGAUAGUAUGCGAGUCCGCAUCGGCGGCGGGCACAUCACUGAGAUGCGCAACAUCGCCACCUGGACCUCCGGCUCCGAACUCGACGCCCGAUCACUCAAGGGCAUCUUUGCAGAAUUCGCCGCCGCCGUUGGUCCCAUCGUCGCAAAGGACGGCAUCCUCGAUUUUAGCUAA